GUGGAUUACGGCGGAUUACACUGACCCCCGUUCCCGUUCCGGAAAAGAACCCCAGCGAGAGGCUGUCACCCAGAGCCUGUGACGUCACUCCACCUAGCAACAAGCUACGAACUAGCUGAGGGCGGAGCCAACCCAGCAGUGGACAUUACUGGUGAAGAAACAUCUCAGUCAGUUCAGCCAGUAUCUCCAGAGAAGAAACCAUGUCUAACUUCACAGGAAAAGAGGAAUACCAGAAAUUAUUCAGCCCUAAGGCGUAUCUGAACGCCUAUUUUAGAAUGGGUGAAGGGUCUUUGGGAGACGACUAUCUACAAUUUGUACUCAGGCAGCUAGCAAAAACAUUUCAUUCAGGUAAAGUUAAAGGUGACACAUUGAUUGACAUUGGGACAGGGCCCACUAUAUACCAGCUACUAUCAGCCUGUGAAGUCUUCAAAAACAUCAUUGUCUCUGAUUUUACUGACAAAAACAGAGAGGAAUUUAAUCUAUGGCUUAAGAAUCAGCCUGGAGCAUUUGACUGGAGUCCUGUGGUGAAACAUGUAUGCCAACUGGAAGGUGGCAGGAUAUCUUACCAAGAAAAGGAAGAACGGCUGAGAGAAUGCAUAAAACAAGUCCUGAAGUGUGAUGUUCUGAUUACAAAUCCCCUAGAUCCGGUUACUAUUCCCGCAGUGGAUUGCCUCCUGAGUUGCCUGUGUCUGGAGGGAGCAUGUCAAGAUCUAGAAUCCUAUGUCACUGCAUUAAAAAAUAUUACCCAUUUAUUAAAAGUAGGUGGUUAUUUGGUGCUCGCGGGUGAUCUGGGAAACAAUUUCUACAUGGUAGGUGAAGAAAGGUUUUCUGGCCUGUGCCUCAAUGAAGCCUUUCUGAGAGAAGCCAUAACUGGGACUGGAUACGUUAUUGAAAACUUUGAGCUCUUUAUGAAGAAUGAAACUUCUGGAGAAGGCGGUGCAGAUUUUUUAGGUCAUUAUGUUAUUGUUGCUAGGAAAGAAAGAAAGGUGUGAGCGUUGUAUCCAGAAAAGGGUUCUGCACGGCAUUUCAUAGCAGCUAAUUGUCCAGUUUUUUUAGCGUUAAAAAUAGAGGUGGAUUCAAAAACAAUAGGAAAUAUGAGGGAAGGACUUAUAUUUCUCCUUCCUGCUAGAUACUCUUUUGGCUUUGGCUGCUGUAUGCUCCAAAGGAAGUUGUAUAGUUAUUUCCAGUCUGACCCCACUGCUCUCCGCUGCCACCUCUGUCAGUGUCAGGAACUGUCCGGAGCAGGAGAGGUUCGCUCUGGGAAUAUGCACUUGCUCUGUGCAGUUCCUGACACUUUGCCAAUCUGAGAAAGAGGGAUAUUCCCUUGAAAUGUAUCAUUGCCCUUUUUAUGUAUUACUUUUUUGUUUUAUUCGUUGUUAAUAAAACCUAUUGAUGCUUCUUAACAAUACAUAUGCAUUCUGUGUAUCUCUUUGGGAAUCAAGUUGAACCAGCGCCAUAUCCAGUGCAUCAUUUUUUUUCUCUCCUCUGGGAUAGUUUCUGACACUGACAGAGGUGACAACAGAGAGCACUGUGGUCAGACUGGAAAGAACCACACAACUUCCUCUGUAGUGUACAGCAGCUGAUAAGUACUGGAAGGAUUAAGAUUUUUAAAUAGAAGUCAUUUUUAAAAUUCUGUAUCAUUUUCUUGCACCAGUUAAUUUAAAAACUUAAAAAUGUUAUGGCAUUCAUAAUAAAAUUAUGAGUAAGAAAAAAAUUAUAAGUGAGAAAAAAAUUGCACAAAAAACUAAAUUUUUUUAUAAUCUGGCAUCAAAAUAUCAAUAGGUGGGUAAUAGAUGUUUUACAUCGCUGGCCAUAAAAAAUAAUAAAUAUAUAUAUAUAUAUAUAUAUAUAUAUAUAUAUAUAUAUAUAUAUUUAUGGCCAGUGAUGUAAAACAUCUUUUACAUACAUAUAUGGUAUAUAUAGUAACCUACUGGAAGGGAAUGUGCCGUCACAAAAUGAUCUAAUAAAUAUUUAAAGUGACCCUUUCUCUGUAAAAAAAACACGUCAAAAGUUUUGAUCACUCGGGGUCUUAGUGUUUAGACCCUGACCGAUCUCUACAUAUUACUGGGAGAAGUGCAUGCUAGCAUGCUUUACUCCUGGCUGGCCACGAUCCAGCUACACUGGAUGGAACCCAUAGAGUUAUAAUGGAGCCUGUUUAGUGCAGCUCGCAAUCAGCUUCUUCCAGUGAUAUCAAGAGAUCGGUCGGGGUCUUAACACUGAGACCCCGGGCGCCCAAAAGGUUUGGCAUGUCUGAUUCUAUUUUCAAUUUUUUUAUUUAAUUUCAUUUUUUUCUAUAUAUGGAGGCAGCCAUUAUGCUUGAGCUGUUUUUAACAGUAUUUAGAGAUGUGCUUAACAGCAGGUCCCAUGGACAUAGGCAGCAAGAGGCAUCUGUUCCUUUGACAUAACAAAGAUUACUGGGCAUCCUCUGUGACCUAUACAGAGGUCAAUCCAUAGAAAGGGGGAGGCUUAGCUGUGAGCUUAAGCUAUUGCCAAGAUUUUGUCUUAUCUAUACACUGAUGUCAACUUUCACUGUACUCUGGGAUGUGAUGAUAAAGAGGAGACAAAUUAAAAGUGAUAUGUACAGAACAGGAAGUUUCAAUUGAACCCCUUAAGGACCAGGACAAUUUUUGUUGCUGCACUAUUGUUUUUUCUCCUCGCCUUUUAAUAGCCAUUACUUUUAUUUUUUAGUCUACACACCAAUAUAAGGGCUUAUUUUUUUCAGGAACAAUUGUACUUUGUAAUAUCAUCAUUCAUAUUUUCAUUCAUCUGGGGUAUAACGUGAUACGGGAUAAAUAAUGUUAUAUUUUUUUUAGUUCGGACAAUUACGCAAAUAGCGAUACUAAAUAAGCUUAUUUUUAUGAUGUUUACAUAUUUUUAUAUGGAAUAUGGGAAAACUGUGGUAUGUAAACUCUUAAUAUGGAAGUUUUAAUAAACUUUUAAUAAAUAAAAGCCUUUAUUUUAAAAAAAAAUUUUACACUUUGUUGGUCCUUUAGAGGACUUGGGAGGAAUUAUUACGGUAGAUUACUCAUACAGAUCAAUGGAGUUCCAUAGAACUCCAUUGAACUAUGUGACCGGCGAUUGAUAAAGCCUUGAUAGAGCCAUGGACCGGACUACAGGAGAGGUAAGUCCUCCGGCUACUUCAGCAGUGGAUAACGAUCCAUCCCACUAGACCACCAGGGUCCAUUUAAAUCUCCCUUUAGGCGUCGCUGUCAGUUUGACAGCGGCGAUCUAAAGGGUUAAUAGCCGCCCACGGUGAUUGCCACAUGUCAGCUGUUAGUGGCAGCCCUCAGCUACAAAAAUCAGCUGGGGGCUUCCAGGUACAUGUCAAUGGUCAUUACGAGGUUAAUAUUAGGCCUAGUGGCCAUACUGAAAACGUCAUGAUUUUAGGAUUUUUUUUUAAUGAUAUAGAUAGCAAAAUGGAAAAUAAGAG
Messenger RNA from Hyla sarda, 3430 nucleotides. RefSeq names its product nicotinamide N-methyltransferase-like. The coding region runs from base 201 to 992 and encodes 263 amino acids. Gene Ontology annotation, cellular component: cytosol. The transcript has 4 exons. Gene Ontology annotation, molecular function: N-methyltransferase activity. The record is from RefSeq and is a predicted model, not a curated record. NCBI's taxonomy places the organism in Eukaryota, Metazoa, Chordata, Amphibia, Anura, Hylidae.